CCAUACGCACGCACGUAGCCACAUCCUCACAGAGCGCAUCCAGCAAUCCGUCCCCAUCCAACCACCCUUUCACUGGUAGUCAUCAAGGCAGACCCGGUGGAGACGCCUACUUUCAUUCACUCUCCAAACUGGACACAAGAAUCUCGAUCGCUCUAACGAAUAGCAUAACUCCAGCCUCUACCAGCAGCAGUACCAUGGCAACCAAGAGACCAGGGGACAGGACCUCUUCUUCAGGACCACAGUCAUGUCCCUCUACAGCAGUAAGACCCACAGACAGCAGGCAGCCUGGGGCAGAGACACAGGAGACACUGGUGUACAUGCAGUGCUGUGGGCAGGAAGCCCCUAACUUGACAGAGAGGAACAGUCAUAGGAAAAUCAUGGAUAGAAACCAUCAGGGCCCAGUCUUCGUGCCCCAGGGGAGGACUGAGAGGGUCUGGACCCACCCCCCGGCUCCCCGGCAGACUACAACUCCCACAAUACCCUCCUGCCCUGUGUCUGCCCCUUACAGUUUCUGGAGCCCAGGGUCGGUGGAGAUGGAUGAGAUCAUGGCAGCCAUGGUUCUGACCAGUCUGUCCUGCAGCUCUGUGGUCCAGAGCUCUCCUCAGAGUCAGAAUGACUCUUUACCAGGUUCAUCAUCAGGGGGCGGAGACAUGGAGUGUGGGGGCGGGGAGCUUUCGGACAGCGGCAGCAGUGGCUACUGGAGCUGGGACCAUGGCAACGUUAGUCCCGCUCUGUCCCCUUCUGUCGCCGAGAUGGACAGCAGCCCAGAUGAAGGACUGCAUAUGGAGCUGGAGCAGGGGGGUGAGCUACAUACAGCCGCAAGGUCAAAGAGUUCUUUCAGAGGAGCGUACAGGUGUCUGUGGCCCAGCUGUGGCAAGGUGCUCACGUCUUCAGUUGGGAUGAAGAGACAUGUCCGUGUGCUGCACCUGGGCAGUGGAUCGGAGCAGUCCCCAAGAGAGGAGGACUUCUACUACACAAAGAUCUCCUGCGAAGCUCCAGCAGACCCCUCUCCCGUCUCCCCUCUUCCCCCAGACCCCUCUCUCGUCUCCCCUCUUCCCCCAGACCCCUCUCCUGUCUCCCCUCUUCCCCCAGCCCACCUCCCGGCUUCGUCCCCUCACGUCCCCUGGGGGUCCUGUGGCUCCCCUCUAAGCCCUGAUCCAGAUUCCGGUCUUCAGAUCACCUCCUUAGGGUCAGGGAGCUCCAGGCCCAGCUCAGGCCCAGAGUCAGCCCCAUACCAGCACAGACCUCUCAGCCAGUCUGCCCCCAGCUCCUCCUGGCAGAUACAGACAGACCAUCUCUAUCAGGCCUGCGCUCCCCUCCAGGUGACCAUGUCCUCCUGCAGCCCCUCCCCCUGUUGUUGGACCCCUCCCCCUCUCACCGUCUCUAACCAGCACAGCCAUCACAACACCCAGGUGAUGACGGGUCGCUGCAGGUCUGUGAGUGUCGGAGAACAGUGGCUUCAACAGAGCAGUGCCACCAACAGGCUAACCACCUUGAGAGCAGCCUCCCCGUCACGCUCUCACUGCUCCUUCAGGAAGGGGCGAGGGGAGGCCAAGAAGUGUCGUAAGGUGUACGGAGUGGAGCGCAAGGAGCAGUGGUGCACGGCCUGUCGCUGGAAGAAAGCAUGCCAGCGCUUCCCAGACUAAACGAGUGUGUGAACGAAGGAUGAUGAAAGAAAGAGACUAAAACAGAGAGGACACGAUCAGGGCCUGUGGGCUAUCAACAACAACAACUUCCUUUUUUUAUACCUUGUUUAUUUUCCCCUCAAGGAAUAAAGUUCUGUUUUUUAUACGUUGACCUGAGAAGUAAGUCAGUGUGCGAUGGUGGUGCUAGUAGCUAGUAGGUUAGACUGUGUUAUGUGGUAGGCCUACGAUGCUCUUCCGUCCCAGACCUGUUUCUGCUGUGUAGCAUGGCAACAACCAUAGGAGUUAGCUAUACACAGGGAUGGAACUUUUGGGCACUGGCUAGUUGCCCUGGGUAACAUUUGGGUCCAAAGUAUGCGCCAUACAAUAUUUCUAAGAACAAACUUAGACUGGCCUGGUGUGAUCUGAACAGUACUAGCGGGCUAGCUUCAUAUCCUACUAGCCUGGUCUGAACAGUACUAGUGGGCUAGCUUCAUAUCCUGCUAGCCUGGUCUGAACGGUACUAGCGGGCUAGCUUCAUAUCCUACUAGCCUGGUCUGAACAGUACUAGCGGGCUAGCUUCAUAUCCUACUAGCCUGGUCUGAACAGUACUAGCGGGCUAGCUUCAUAUCCUACUAGCCUGGUCUGAACAGUACUAGCGGGCUAGCUUCAUAUCCUACUAGCCUUGUCUGAACAGUACUAGCGGGCUAGCUUCAUAUCCUACUAGCCUUGUCUGAACAGUACUAGCGGGCUAGCUUCAUAUCCUACUAGCCUGGUCUGAACAGUACUAGCGGGCUAGCUUCAUAUCCUACUAGCCUUGUCUGAACAGUACUAGCGGGCUAGCUUCAUAUCCUACUAGCCUGGUCUGAACAGUACUAGCGGGCUAGCUUCAUAUCCUACUAGCCUGGUCUGAACAGUACUAGCGGGCUAGCUUCAUAUCCUACUAGCCUGGUCUGAACAGUACUAGCGGGCUAGCUUCAUAUCCUACUAGCCUUGUCUGAACAGUACUAGUGGGCUAGCUUCAUAUCCUACUAGCCUGGUCUGAACAGUACUAGCGGGCUAGCUUCAUAUCCUACUAGCCUGGUCUGAACAGUACUAGCGGGCUAGCUUCAUAUCCUACUAGCCUUGUCUGAACAGUACUAGCGGGCUAGCUUCAUAUCCUACUAGCCUGGUCUGAACACUACUAGCGGGCUAGCUUCAUAUCCUACUAGCCUGGUCUGAACAGUACUAGCGGGCUAGCUUCAUAUCCUACUAGCCUGGUCUGAACAGUACUAGCGGGCUAGCUUCAUAUCCUACUAGCCUGGUCUGAACAGUACUAGCGGGCUAGCUUCAUAUCCUACUAGCCUGGUCUGAACAGUACUAGCGGGCUAGCUUCAUAUCCUACUAGCCUGGUCUGAACAUUACUAGCGGGCUAGCUUCAUAUCCUACUAGCCUGGUCUGAACAGUACUAGGGGGCUAGCUUCAUAUCCUACUAGCCUGGUCUGAACAGUACUAGCGGGCUAGCUUCAUAUCCUACUAGCCUGGUCUGAACGGUACUAGCGGGCUAGCUUCAUAUCCAUCCCUGGUUGUACUCUUGAACAAGGCACUUAACCCUUAACUGCUCUCCAUCCAGGAUUCUUCUUCUUCUGUACAGCAAACUGAUCUGUCCCCAGGUUCCUUCCACCUUCCACUGAGAGCAUCUCUCCUCGCCUUCCACUGAGAACAUCUCUCCUCACCUUCCACUGAGCAUCUCUCCUCACCUUCCACUGAGAACAUCUCUCCUCACCUUCCACUGAGAACAUUUCUCCUCACCUUCCACUGAGCAUCUCUCCUCACCUUCCACUGAGCAUCUCUCCUCACCUUCCACUGAGAGCAUCUCUCCUCACCUUCCACUGAGUAUCUCUCCUCACCUUCCACUGAGCAUCUCUCCUCACCUUCCACUGAGAGCAUCUCUCCUCACCUUCCACUGAGAGCAUCUCUCCUCACCUUCCACUGAGAGCAUCUCUCCUCACCUUCCACUGAGCAUCUCUCCUCACCUUCCACUGAGAGCAUCUCUCCUCACCUUCCACUGAGCAUCUCUCCUCACCUUCCACUGAGAACAUUUCUCCUCACCUUCCACUGAGCAUCUCUCCUCACCUUCCACUGAGCAUCUCUCCUCACCUUCCACUGAGAGCAUCUCUCCUCACCUUCCACUGAGCAUCUCUCCUCACCUUCCACUGAGAGCAUCUCUCCUCACCUUCCACUGAGAGCAUCUCUCCUCACCUUCCACUGAGAGCAUCUCUCCUCACCUUCCACUGAGCAUCUCUCCUCACCUUCCACUGAGCAUCUCUCCUCACCUUCCACUGAGAGCAUCUCUCCUCACCUUCCACUGAGCAUCUCUCCUCACCUUCCACUGAGAACAUUUCUCCUCACCUUCCACUGAGCAUCUCUCCUCACCUUCCACUGAGCAUCUCUCCUCACCUUCCACUGAGAGCAUCUCUCCUCACCUUCCACUGAGAGCAUCUCUCCUCACCUUCCACUGAGAACAUCUCUCCUCACCUUCCACUGAGAGCAUCUCUCCUCACCUUCCACUGAGAACAUUUCUCCUCACCUUCCACUGAGAGCAUCUAUCCUCUCCUUCCACUGAGAGCAUUUAUCCUCACCUUCCACUGAGAGCAUUUAUCCUCACCUUCCACUGAGAACAUUUAUCCUCACCUUCCACUGAGAACAUUUAUCCUCACCUUCCACUGAGAACAUUUCUCCUCACCCUCCACUGAGAGCAUCUAUCCUCUCCUUCCACUGAGAGCAUUUAUCCUCACCUUCCACUGAGAGCAUUUAUCCUCACCUUCCACUGAGAACAUUUAUCCUCACCUUCCACUGAGAACAUUUAUCCUCACCUUCCACUGAGAGCAUCUAUCCUCUCCUUCCACUGAGAGCAUUUAUCCUCACCUUCCACUGAGAGCAUUUAUCCUCACCUUCCACUGAGAACAUUUAUCCUCACCUUCCACUGAGAACAUUUAUCCUCACCUUCCACUGAGAACAUUUUUCCUCACCUUCCACUGAGAACAUUUCACCUCACCUUCCACUGAGAACAUUUAUCCUCACCUUCCACUGAGAACAUUUAUCCUCACCUACCACUGAGCAUUUCACCUCACCUUCCACUGAGAGCAUCUAUCCUCUCCUUCCACUGAGAGCAUUUAUCCUCACCUUCCACUGAGAACAUUUAUCCUCACCUUCCACUGAGAGCAUCUAUCCUCUCCUUCCACUGAGAGCAUUUAUCCUCACCUUCCACUGAGAGCAUUUAUCCUCACCUUCCACUGAGAACAUUUAUCCUCACCUUCCACUGAGAACAUUUAUCCUCACCUUCCACUGAGAACAUUUUUCCUCACCUUCCACUGAGAACAUUUAUCCUCACCUUCCACUGAGAACAUUUAUCCUCACCUUCCACUGAGAACAUUUAUCCUCACCUUCCACUGAGCAUUUCUCCUCACCUUCCACUGAGAACAUUUAUCCUCACCUUCCACUGAGAACAUUUAUCCUCACCUACCACUGAGCAUUUCUCCUCACCUUCCACUGAGAACAUUUAUCCUCACCUUCCACUGAGAACAUUUAUCCUCACCUACCACUGAGCAUUUCACCUCACCUUCCACUGAGAGCAUCUAUCCUCUCCUUCCACUGAGAGCAUUUAUCCUCACCUUCCACUGAGAACAUUUAUCCUCACCUUCCACUGAGAGCAUCUAUCCUCUCCUUCCACUGAGAGCAUUUAUCCUCACCUUCCACUGAGAACAUUUAUCCUCACCUUCCACUGAGAGCAUCUAUCCUCUCCUUCCACUGAGAGCAUUUCUCCUCACCUUCCACUGAGAGCAUUUAUCCUCACCUUCCACUGAGAACAUUUAUCCUCACCUUCCACUGAGAACAUUUUUCCUCAGCUUCCACUGUGUGUUUUUUCUCUUCUUCUUCAACAUUUCAUUUUUCCCUGUGGUCUCUACGGAGGUAAUGGAAACCUGUUACUUCUACAUGGUGUGCUAUCUAUGAGUUCUUCCUUUGGACUAUUUUGUGUUUGUGUCUCUUUUUAAAUGAUUGUCUUUCUGUCCCGCCUGAGAGGUAGGCAGAGGUUUAUGUUAUGUUUUGGCACAUUUUAUGGAAAUGUAUUUUACAAGGAUAAUGAUAAAUAAGCUACAUUUGGUUUGACUCGUUGUGGUUUGAAUGGAGUCAGUUCCUUCCAUAACAGUAUUUUACUCUUCUCCGUCUUGGUAAUCAUCGUUAUGGUUCUGUCUGUAUAAGCUUCUGGACAGUAUUGGGGUGAAUUUGAAUUGGGCAGUCAAUUCAGGAAUUAAACUGAAAUUCCAAUUUAAAAAAAA
Molecule: messenger RNA, 5941 nt
Organism: Salvelinus namaycush (lake trout)
Lineage: Eukaryota; Metazoa; Chordata; Actinopteri; Salmoniformes; Salmonidae
Product: zinc finger protein 704-like
Exons: 10
Coding region: 195-1646 (483 amino acids)
Biological process (GO): regulation of transcription by RNA polymerase II
Cellular component (GO): nucleus
Molecular function (GO): RNA polymerase II cis-regulatory region sequence-specific DNA binding; DNA-binding transcription factor activity
Source: RefSeq, a predicted model, not a curated record